This is a messenger RNA of Annulohypoxylon maeteangense, 5214 nucleotides long. RefSeq lists its product as uncharacterized. Gene Ontology annotation, cellular component: mating projection tip; cell division site. Gene Ontology annotation, biological process: actin filament bundle assembly; mitotic actomyosin contractile ring assembly; barbed-end actin filament capping. The transcript is spliced from 2 exons. NCBI's taxonomy places the organism in Eukaryota, Fungi, Ascomycota, Sordariomycetes, Xylariales, Hypoxylaceae. The coding region runs from base 1 to 5214 and encodes 1737 amino acids. The record is from RefSeq and is a predicted model, not a curated record. Gene Ontology annotation, molecular function: small GTPase binding; actin binding.
AUGUCGUCCGCUGGGAAGGGCUUCUUUUCUAGGAGUAAACAUAGGAGUGAUAAGAGACAUACAGGCAGCGAGGAAGGACGUUACCUCGCCUCUGACCAGGAAUCCAUUAUAUCGCGAACUUCUCGACAUGCUAGGGCCUCGUCGAUAAUAUCCGUCGAUAGACCGGUGUCUCCUGAACCCGGCGUUAACAACAAUGCCGGUGUCAUUACCGCAAUUCCGUACGAUAACACACAUUCAGACCAGCGGAGCCCCAUACCUGUCGAAUAUCUCCCUCGAGGCGAGCAGUUACCCGUGGGCCGAGAACCUCUACCGCACCAGUUGAAUAAAGCGACUGCCGACUUCCACCAGUAUCCUACCUUUGAUGCGAAAACACUUUCCACCAUGUCUGGCGUGUCCGGCUCUCACCUCUCAAUCUCGCGCCCAACCACUGGUGCUAAUAACAUAACCAUGGCGUCUACAGGCCGACAAACUCAAUUCCAACAAUGGGGUCCAAAUUCGGGAAGUCUAGCACCUCGCGGAAGCACAGCGUCUUCGAUGACGACGGGCACUUCUUAUGGUGAGAGAUGGGAUUCCCUACCAGGAUAUGGAAUGGCCGGCUACGGCAGGACUUCCAGGCAAAGCGACCAAUCCAGCAUAUUUUCAGGUAAAGGAGUAUCCCCUAAUAAUCACACAAUCAAACGCUCAUCCAAAGCAGCACUGCCUAGUGCAACAUCCCAGAGUUCCAUUGCAUCACACCCCUCGAGUAGAGAUUCCCAUCGUUUAACUAAGCUUCCAGGGUCCCCGGGUCAUCUUCCUCCUGGCGUCGGCGGUGCCGCCGAAGGUCCUUCGUUCACCAGACCGGAAGACGACAGGGUCACUGAGCAGAUGUUUUACGAGUUGAUGGUCAAGCGAGGAUGGCACAAUCUACCCGAGCAAGCACGACGGCAAAUGCAGGCCUACCCGCCGUCGAAAAAAUGGACCCUUAUUUACCAAGAUCGCCUAACGGAAUGGCAAGGUGAGCAGAAGAAGAGGCAGACAGCGAGAUCGGGGCAGUAUUCGGACAUCAACAUUGCCGCAUCCUCCGACGAGGAGGGCUCUCCUGAGUGGUAUGUACGAAAAGUAAUGGAUAAUACUUUGGAUUUGAAGGGCCUCGGUAGUCUCGAAGUCAACUUACGAACUCAGCAAAUUGGAUGGGUGAAGCGUUUUAUCGAAUGUCAAGGGCAGGUAGCUCUCACCAACGUCUUAUUAAAGCUCAACCGCAAGAAUCCCGUAGGGCCCGCAGUCCCGUCCGACGCAAAGGCGAACGAUAAAAAUCUCGAUAAGGAAUAUGAUAUUCUGAAGUGUCUGAAAGCUUUGCUGAACAACAAAUACGGCGCCGAUGAUGCCCUCGCCCAUCAGCAAGUGGUCGUAGCUCUCGUCACUUCGCUCAUAUCGCCGAGGCUCACAACCCGAAAACUCGUCAGCGAUGUUUUGUCCUUCUUGUGCCAUUGGGAUGGGGGCGAAGGGCAUCUUAAGGUCAUCCAGGCUAUGGAUGUCGUGAAGAGUCAGCAGAACGAGAAUGGCCGGUUCGAUGCUUGGAUGCGACUCGUCGAGGUCACGGCAGACGGGCGUGGGAAGAUGGGGAGUCUCGUGGGAGCCAGCGAUGAAGUCCGCAGCGGUGGUAUCGGCAUGGAGAAUCUCCUAAUGGAAUAUGCUGUCGCGACGCUCAUACUCGUCAAUUCGAUCAUCGACGCGCCAGAAAAUGACCUCCAGCUUCGCAUGCACAUCAGGGCGCAGUUUGGCGCUUGUGGGAUCAAGCGGAUCCUAACGAAGAUGGAGGCGUUCCAGUACGACUUGAUAGACAAACAGAUCGAGCGAUUCCGUACCAACGAGGCUAUUGACUAUGAGGAUAUGCUCGAGCGGGAGAAUAGCAGCAUAAAGGACAGCAUCGAAGGUGAGGUUAAGGACCUCAACGACCCUGCCCAGAUUGUCGACGCUAUUCAACAGCGACUUCAAGGCUCUAAGACGCACGACUACUUCAUAUCGGCACUGCAACACCUGCUUCUAAUCCGAGAUAACGAUGGAGAGGAACGGUUGCGUAUGUUCCAGCUCGUCGAUUCGAUGCUUAGCUAUGUGGCCAUGGACCGGCGCUUGCCGAACAUGGACCUCAAGCAAAGCUUGAAUUUUACUGUUCAGAAUCUCUUGGACAAAUUGCAUACGGAUUCUGAGGCCCGCCAAGCCCUAGAUGAGUCUUUAGAGGCUCGGCAGAUUGCUGAUGCUGCUAUGGCAGAGCGGGAUGAGAUGAGAGCACAGCUAGAAUUAGGUGCGGAUGGUCUUGUAGCUAAGCUUCAGAGACAGCUAGAGGAACAAGCUCGCUUCAUCGAGGCGCAAAAACGUCAAGCAGAUGGUCUAAAGGCUGAAAUCGAGAACAUGCAAACGGUUCGUGCGAAGGAAGCGCAACGAAACGAGCUAGAGACAAGAGAACUUUACCUUAUGCUCAGGGAUGCUCAAGAUGUCGCUGCUUCACAAGCUGUCAAGAGCAGCGCUGGAAGCAAGAUAGCCGAUGAGAACCCCGUGCAGAUGCCGGGUAUCCUGGAUCGUGAAAGGCUUAUGGACAGACUUGCGAUGCAGCUCGAACGGCAGAAGACCCAGUAUAAACUUGAAGGUAGAGUCUGGGGCGAGACAAUUGGCCCUUCGGAUCGCUUGCGUGCGCUCCGUGAAGAAAUGGAUGGCUAUCCAGAUACCUAUUCAGAUGGACCAGAUGGUUCAGGGCUCCCGCCGCCUGGUAUGGCUACUGGCAUGCUUGGCACCGUCAACCGCCACACUCGACUUUCAAGAAAACCCGUUAAUGGACAGCAUGCCGACGAGGGCGCCAUGGAGGGAGAUGAGGACAUUGUAUACGAGAAACCAAGAGUCGUCGAAAUUAGGAGACCCGUCAUGGACCCCAAACAAGCAGCCAACUUCCUCAGUGAGAUUCACGCGAAGGGCAGGAAGGACGAGAUCAGUGAUUCUGAAGAGGGUGACGGCACGACUACUGGUCCCUCGCACCCAAGUCUUGAGUCACAAUCGCCCAUUACUCCAAACGAGAUGGAACCGCCUAAGAUCCAAGUUAGCGACACAACCGCUCCUCCGCCUCCGCCCCCUCCUCCACCACCACCGAUGCCCGGCCAACUCCCAGGAGCACCCCCACCACCACCUCCUCCGCCCAUGCCAGGCCAGAUUCCGGGCGCUCCUCCACCACCGCCUCCCCCUCCUCCGAUGCCAGGAAUGCUUUCACCCACGUCCGCUGCGGGUGGUCCUCCUCCCCCUCCACCGCCGCCACCUAUGCCCGGUAUGCCCGGUGCUGGCCCACCACCUCCGCCUCCGCCAAUGCCUGGUGCCAUGUCAGGUCACUUCCUCUCUCAGCAAAAUAACUUUGCCCCGGCCCCGACAAUGGGUCUCCCUAUUGUUAGACCGAAGAAGAAGCUCAAGGCCCUCCAUUGGGACAAGGUCGAUACCCCCGAGACAAGUCAUUGGGCGGCGCAUGCUCCUUCUGUGGAGGAAAGAGAAGAGAAAUAUGCCGAACUUAGCAAGAAGGGUAUUCUCGAUGAAGUGGAGAAGUUGUUUAUGGCUAAGGAGAUCAAGAAGCUUGGGGUUGGAGCCUCUAAGAAGGAUGACAAGAAGCAAAUCAUCUCCAGCGAUCUUCGGAAAGCUUACGAAAUUGCUUUUGCCAAGAUGUCUUCGUAUUCUGUAGAGAAGAUCGUUCAGACGAUCAUCCAUUGCGACAAAGAAGUUCUCGAUAACCCUGUGAUCAUGGAUUUCCUGCAAAAGGACGACCUAUGCAACAUUUCGGAUAAUACCGCGAAACUCAUGGCGCCGUACAGCAAAGAUUGGACUGGUCCCGAAGCGAACAAGGAAAAUCGCGAGCAGGAUCCGGCCGAACUAACUCGGCAAGAUCAACUUUACUUGUACACUGCCUUUGAGUUACAUCAUUAUUGGAAGAGCAGAAUGCGGGCAUUGGCGCUGACACGAAGCUACGAACCCGAUUAUGACGAAAUCAAUGAGAAGAUCCGUCACGUCGUCUCGGUAUCAGAGUCGCUGAGGGAUUCCGUUUCCUUGAUGAAUGUCCUCGGAUUGAUUCUCGAUAUCGGUAACUACAUGAACGACGCAAACAAACAGGCGAGAGGUUUCAAACUCAGCUCGCUUGCCCGCUUGGGUAUGGUUAAAGAUGACAAGAACCAGUCGACACUUGCGGAUCUCGUUGAACGUAUCGUACGCAACCAAUAUCCCGAAUGGGAAGGCUUUACGAAUGAUAUCCAGGCAGUCAUAGCUGCACAGAAAAUCAACAUCGAGCAACUCCAGGCGGAUGCCAGAAAGUAUAUAGAGAACGUCCGCAACGUACAGAGGUCACUUGACAACGGAAACCUCAGCGAUCCUAAGAAGUUUCACCCUCAGGACCGUGUCUCGCAAAUCGUCCAGCGGUGUAUGAAGGAUGCUCGUCGGAAGGCAGAACAAAUGGCGUUAUACCUAGAGGAGAUGAUCCGUACAUACGAUGACAUUAUGGUAUUCUACGGCGAAGAUCCCAAAGAUGAUAACGCCCGUCGCGAGUUUUUCACUAAGCUGGCCAUGUUCCUUCAGGAGUGGAAGAAGAGCAGAGACAAGAACGUCCAAUACGAAGAGACACGGCGCAGGAAUGAGGCUAGCAUGAAACGGAAACAUGCCCAGCUCAGAGUUCAAGGGGCAGUGGAGAGUGGCCCACCAUCACCGGCUUCUGCUGGCGCAAUGGAUUCCCUGCUGGAGAAACUACGCGCUGCGGCUCCCCAGACAAGAGAUCAGCGAGACAGGAGGAGGCGCGCACGUCUAAAGGAUCGUCACCAAGUUCGCGUCGCUUCAGGCCAAAAGAUACCAGACCUCAACGAAAUACCCGAGGCAGAAGCCAAUGUCCACCCCGAAAGCACCAACGGCGCUACAGAUUCUGACGCCAAUCCUCUCAGCCCUGACCUAGUCUCACCUACCGAGGUUCCCGAAGAGGCGGCAGAAGACGAUGGUCUGGCUCAAAGAGCCGCAAUGCUAUUACAAGAUAUGAGGGGCGGUGAUGGUGCAGAGGAUGAAAAUCCCGAGAAGAGGGAUAGUUUGAGGAAGUCGGCAGCGGAAGAAAGGAGAUCUAGGCGUCGGCGACUAAAGGGAGGUUCCGGCCCAAGCUCAGGCGCCGCUGACGACGAUGGAGGAAUCAAGAGCCCUAUACCCGAGGAGCCAGCAACGAUUCCGGAGGAAUAA